Messenger RNA from Aureobasidium melanogenum CBS 110374, 1290 nucleotides. Its product is annotated as DUF1688-domain-containing protein. The coding region runs from base 1 to 1290 and encodes 429 amino acids. The transcript is spliced from 3 exons. The record is from RefSeq and is a predicted model, not a curated record. NCBI's taxonomy places the organism in Eukaryota, Fungi, Ascomycota, Dothideomycetes, Dothideales, Saccotheciaceae.
AUGACACCUGACAUCGAGUAUUUUUUGUCUCUCGAGGCUGUUCGUGAGAGAUCUCGAAUCGUCUUUGAGGCUGCGAAGAAAGACGAGCUUUCUCAUUUCGACUAUCACGCUGACAAGUUGCCUGAAGCCGCGGCCUAUGUAACUUCUGUGAUUAAUCGUGAUUUCGGCCCUGACAACUUCGAGUCCAUCCCUCCACAUGGCCGCUGGCAACACUUCAAUGUCGGCGGAAUCCCCAGAAUCGAUGACCUGAACCGCCAAUGGAAGAAUGAAGGCUGCAGUGCAAAACAACAGGCCCAAAGAUUGAUCGAUCUGUUCGUCGUAUCUGUUCUACUGGAUGCUGGUGCAGGCGACAAGUGGAAAUUCGUGGAACCUGGCUCUGGACAGGUUUACACCAGAAGCGAAGGCAUUGCUGUGGCGAGUCUGUAUAUGUUUCUGGAAGGUACUUUUUCGACGACAGAAGGGUGUGACCAUAUGGUUGAUGCCAAGGGACUUCAACGAAUUGACGAAGAAACACUGGCCAAAGGCUUCCAAAUCACACCGGAUAAUCCUAUGAUAGGUGUAGGACCUCGCGCCCAGUUACUUUCUCGUCUCGGCGACUCUUUACUCGAGCACUCUGACAUCUUUGGUUCUGAAGGAAGACCUGGCAAUCUCGUCGACUAUGUCGCUCAAACAGCAGAUCCUGGAAGUAGAGUGCUAGAUUACCGCGUCUUCUGGAGGACGCUACAGAGACUACUGAUCCCUAUCUGGUCUAAAAAUCGCACACAGAUUGAUGGCACACCCAUUGGUGACGCAUGGCCUUUGGUAGUUCUCGAAAGACAAAACGGUGGUCAAGAAAUCACGCAGACCAUCCAACCUUUCCACAAACUCACGCAGUGGCUUGCUUACUCGCUCAUGGUACCUUUCGUCAACAUCAUGCGUUAUUCCUGGCGUAACGCAGAGCUCGGCACUGGACUCCCCGAGUACCGCAACGGUGGCCUGUUCGUGGAUCUCGGAGUCCUAACUCUCAAACCCGAGGCGCUGGAGCGCGGUCAACGCAACUCCAGACAAGAUUUACCCAUGUUCAAGGACAGCGGUGAUGAGAUAGUCGAGUGGAGAGCUUUGACAGUAGCUCUUUUGGACGAAGUAUACGCUAUCAUCAAGAAAGACAUGAAUGAGCAGGGUAUGCAAUUCAGUAUGGCACAAAUGCUUGAAGCCGGUAGUUGGAAAUCCGGACGAGAGUUGGCUGCACAGAGAAGGCCGGAGACAAAGUCUAGUCCAAUCUUGAUUGAUGGGGAUGGCACUUUGUUCUGA